Molecule: messenger RNA, 3287 nt
Organism: Apus apus (common swift)
Lineage: Eukaryota; Metazoa; Chordata; Aves; Apodiformes; Apodidae
Gene: GPRIN1
Product: G protein regulated inducer of neurite outgrowth 1
Exons: 2
Coding region: 73-1452 (459 amino acids)
Biological process (GO): neuron projection development
Cellular component (GO): plasma membrane
Source: RefSeq, a predicted model, not a curated record
ACGGGAGCGGGAGGCAGGAUCCGCCGCCGCAGACCUGUGGCAGGACUAGCAUGGGAGAAGCCUUCCCCAGGCAUGGGCAGCACUAAGGAGACGAAGGGGCUGCAGCUGCUGAGCCACCAGGCCAGGGCUGAGGACACCUGUGAGCCUGGCACCAGUUCCCCAGGCUGCCUGCCGGUGGAUGAGUGCCUGCCUGGCUCUGGCUGUGCCGCAGAGGACCGCGCCAUGAGGACCUGCUGUGCUGUUCAGCCAGAGGCUCAGGGCACUGGGGCUGGCCCAGUGGUGGAGAAGAAGGUGCCAUCGCCGACAGGACCAGCUCCUGGCACACUUCUCCCGGAUGCCAACGAACAGCCAAGCGUGGCAGCAGCAACAGGGAGCUGCGGGGGACCAAGCAGUGCUGUCCCUGCCUGUGGUCCCAUGGGGAUGGGGGGUCCCAGUACCCAGAAGGAGAACAUAACCCCCAUUGCUCCCAUACCUGAGCCCUGCCUCAAAGCACCCAGCAAGGAUGUGGGGAGCAUGCCGGCCCCUGCCAAACAUGUGGCAUUUGUGGAGCCUGCUGUGGGUGCUGGAGCAGCUGAGCUGCCAAACCACGAGCAGCUCCAGAGUGACACAGGGACAUCCCUGGCUGCUGCAUCUCAGGCAGAGGGUGCUGAGGCUCUGAAGUACUCCCAGGGGGGCACAGCAGACAUCCCUGAUGCCAGCACUGUGGGGAGUGGGGGACAACGUGAGGCAGGGCUGAGCCCCGCUGUGCUGUGCCAGGGCAGAGCUGAGGGGAGCCCAGCGCAGGGUGCAGAUGCCGGGAGCAGCCAGCAGCCCCGGACAGCCAAGCUGCUCUGCGAGUCCUACUCCUUCGAGGUGACCCCACCACAGGAUGCCGGGACACAGGACAUGGGGACGCAAGUGGACAGCCGAGCAUCUCUGGUGUCAGUGGCCUUGAGCCCCAUGAGCCCCCCAGGUGGGGCUGCUGCCUUCACCUUCCCCAAGAGAGAGCUGGGCUCUGCUGCCCCGCCACACCUGGAGCCCUCCAGGAAGGAUGCAGAGAUGCAGGUGUCCAUGCCCGUGGAGACCCGCUCUGUGGCUACUGGGCCCAUGACACCAGUGGCCAAGUCCCCUCAGGCCUCGUACCCCGAGGUGCAUGUGAAAGGGACAGUGGAAGAGGAGGCUCCAGAAGCAAUCCAGGAGGUGAGCUGGGAUGAGAAGGGGAUGACAUGGCAGGUGUAUGGGGCCUCCAUGGAGAUGGAGGUGCUGGGCAUGGCCAUCCAGAAGCACCUGGAGAAGCAGAUCGAGGAGCAUGGGCGGCAGGUGGUGAUGACACUGCAGAGCACCCGCACCAGCUCUGUCAAGGGAGCCCCCCGCAAAGGCGAGGCCAAGAGGCAGCCCAGCAUCUUUCGGGCUCUGCUGCAAAACAUCCGGCGGCCCCGGUGCUGCUCCCGCGCCGGCCCUGCCAUGGAGUGAGUCAGAGCCUGCACUGGCACGGCAGGGGUGCCAUGGGGAGGGGUCCCUGCCUGCCCCAGCAUCCCAAGACACCUGCUGCUGGUGUGUGGAGCUCCUGGGACCAGGGUGGGUGGUGAUGGAGCACUGCACACUGGGGUAAGGCUUCUCCUUCGCCUGGGGUCCCCCUGCCAGCUUGGGGUCCCCCACCACCUGGCCCCAUGGAGAUGUCUUGGGACAUGAGAUGGGUGCCAUGUCUCUCUGUGCUUGGUGGCUUUUAGCAGGAAGCACCUGGCUCUUUCCAGCCAGUAGUGGCUGCUCCCAAGGCAUCUUCUGCCUGUGGUACAGGUCUGGUGAUGGCUCAGGGUGGGCACAGGCAGGUUGCUGCUGGCUGCCCUGAGCUCUGGUGUGGCUUGUGUCCUGAGCAGCAGCAUUGCUCCCCAUGCUGGAGAGAUGCUGAUGCAUCAUGGUGCUGCCACUUUGCCUGCCCAGGGCUCGGCCAAGCUCUGACCAGCCCAUGGUCGUGCAUGUGCAAGUGCCUGUGGCUGCCCGGGGUGGGAACAUUCAGCCCAGCCUGCCACAGCAUCUGUCCUCUCUUCCCCGCUACUGUGCCGUGAGUGCCCUGGAGCUGGGAGGACAUGGCCACACGGGGCACCAGGACAGAUCACAAACGGGAGAGACUGGGCCAACCAUGCCUGCAGUGGAGAGCUGCUUGUCCCUGUCACCGUGGCUGGAGGUGCUUGGGGAGUCUGUCCCCACAGCCCCCAGCCUCCCUGCUCAGGGACCUGCCCUGGGGACAGCCAUCAGAGUGCAGGGCACAUCCUCGCCACGGCUGGCAGUGGGGAUGGAGCCUGUGCAGCCUCCACAAUGCAGAGAGGCCCCGUGUGCCAGGGAUACAGGCGCGUGUCCCUGCACGGGUCCCUCCGGCCGCGCUGGCUGCUGUGCCCCUCGGCAGCGGGGGAUGCACCAGCUGCAAAGCGCUGCCACUUUUUACAGCUGGGGUUUUACAGGGAGGGGGGCUUUUGUUGAACAGUGUUUGCGGUUUUGGAGCUUUUAAAGAGACGCUUUCAGCCGUGUGCAUCCUGCCUGGAGCCACUUCUCCCGUGGCCUGGGGGGCCGUGACCCUCUUUUUCAGACACUUUUCCUGCGUUGGGCUGGAGAGCGUCAGGAGCGAAGGGGUCGGCGGGCAGGGGGGUGAGCAUCCCCGCAGCCGGGUGAGCAUCCCCGUUGCCAGCAGCACCGUGAGACCCGGGGCCUGGCCCCUCCAGCCUGGCCCCAUGCAAAGGACCGCCCCGCAAUGCCGCGGGGGGGCUGUGCCUGUGCCCAGUGCCUGAUGGGCAGGAGACUGCAAACUGUGAGUGCUUGGAGCUGCACCCUCCCCUCUGGGCAGAGAUGCAGGAGGGCUUGAGGUGCCAAGGGCAGCAGUGCAGCCACUUCCUCUCUUUAAGGGGCAAGUCUUGCCCCCCCAAACCCCUGUUGUAUAUCCUGGGCUUGCUUUGGCCUUGCAGGGUUGUCCCUUUUCCUGGGGGGGGCGGGGUGUGCAGCAAAGGGUUUGCUGAAGUGCCAGCCUGCAGCCACGGCUGUGGCCAGUGCCCCUCUGUGCCGUGGCACUCACCAGGAGACAACUCUUCCCUGUGCGUUGGGUUGUGGAAGCAGAACCACAGCCACGCAGGGGAGACCAGGAACCCUGGGGUAUCCCCCCCACCACCCUGCCCCAGGCUGUCCCCCACCUCCAGCCCCUCACUGCCAAGCUGCAGCACACCAGCGCUGUGGCUUCAUCACCUACUUUCUUCUUUUUUCUGUCUCAUUUAUUUUUUGGGGGGUGGGGGGAGGAAGAGGGUGGGAGGACCAACCUGUCA